Molecule: messenger RNA, 1076 nt
Organism: Populus euphratica (Euphrates poplar)
Lineage: Eukaryota; Viridiplantae; Streptophyta; Magnoliopsida; Malpighiales; Salicaceae
Product: membrane steroid-binding protein 2-like
Exons: 3
Coding region: 97-744 (215 amino acids)
Cellular component (GO): membrane; endoplasmic reticulum; endomembrane system
Source: RefSeq, a predicted model, not a curated record
UUGUAAAUCUCAAAUAUUCAUUAUUUCAGACCAAACCCCACGGGACUCUGAACUGAUAAAUCCCUCCCUCCCUCCCCUCUAAAAACUGACAAAAACAUGGCUUUGGAGCUAUGGGAAACAGUCAAAGAAGCCAUAACAGCAUACACAGGACUAUCACCAGCAACUUUCUUUACAGUUGCAGCUUUAGGGUUAGCUGUCUACUAUGUGGUAUCAGGUUUGUUUGGUGGGUCUGAUCAUCAUCAUCAUGUUCCAAGACAAUCUGAAGAGCAGAUGCAACCUUUACCUCCACCUGUUCAACUUGGCGAAGUCACUGAAGAAGAACUAAAACAGUAUGAUGGUACUGACCCUAAAAAGCCUUUGCUUAUGGCUAUUAAGGGUCAGAUCUAUGAUGUUACUCAAAGCAGGAUGUUCUAUGGACCUGGUGGACCUUAUGCAUUGUUUGCUGGAAAGGAUGCUAGCAGAGCUCUAGCAAAGAUGUCUUUCGAAGAUAAAGAUUUAACUGGUGAUGUCUCUGGUCUUGGUCCAUUUGAAUUGGAGGCCUUGCAGGAUUGGGAAUUCAAGUUCAUGAGUAAAUAUAUUAAGGUUGGAACAAUCAAGAAGACGGUUCCUGUAACUGAUGGAACCUCCACCAGUGAACCUGCUGCAGAGGCUACAGAAAGCGAUGUUGCUAAGCCAGCUGAAGAUGUUCCAUCAGUUGCUGCACCUGUUGAAACUCCUGCUGGUGGUGAAUCCAAGGAAGAGUAAUUGGCGAAACAAUCUUUAAUGAAGAAAGAGCUGUUUGAACACAUGUUUUUAGCGAAUCUAGCCAUUUAUAUUAUGUAUUAUUAGCUUCACAGUUCUCAGUCUAGAAUACUCGUGCUAUAAACUUGCCCAAAUUUUCAGCCUGCUAUUUAAUAAAUUGGUCGUUUAAAGUGUGGAGAUUGUAACUUGUGUUAAUUUGAUUGUGCUAGUUGCCCAGCGAUCGUUGUGGUGGAUUUAUUUUACUUGUGGAUUGCAUCAGCAUUAUUUGAGCUCUGUAAAAGUCGGAUAAAUUGUUAAUAAGCAAUAAAAAUCUUGAUUUUCUGCAUCAUUUGCAA